Messenger RNA from Dendronephthya gigantea, 1566 nucleotides. Its product is annotated as four-domain proteases inhibitor-like. NCBI's taxonomy places the organism in Eukaryota, Metazoa, Cnidaria, Anthozoa, Malacalcyonacea, Nephtheidae. Bases 404 to 1411 code for a protein of 335 amino acids. Gene Ontology annotation, molecular function: protein binding; serine-type endopeptidase inhibitor activity. The record is from RefSeq and is a predicted model, not a curated record. The transcript is spliced from 7 exons.
CAAUAUUGCAUUGGUUGGUUGGCUGUGUUUUACAGGGUUGUGUAUGGGGAAUGUAAACAAUUAUUCCAGAGAAAUACGCGUGUAUAAAGAUCGAAAUCUUAUUUUAUCGACUUCAAAGAAUAUUUUAGAAACAGGCUUCAGUCACGAUGAUUGUUUCAACUGUCUUUCAAUCAAGAACAUUUUCAAACGUCAAGAAUCGAAGAGUGCAUGGCUUCAGCGACCGUCAGCAAAAGUGCAAAACGGACGUGAAAUAUAUCACCCCAUACUGUGAAAUAACCUCAAUUGUGCGUCAUAAUGGUUUAAGCUUACAUCUGGAACGAGGUUUUACAAAAACAAAACACAUUUUACUAGUAUACGUUAGAUCAACGGUCGACUGCAUUGAGGUACAUUUAAAAGUCAAAGGAUGGAUUACACAAUUCGUAUUGUGGUUAUUAUCGCAUUGGUCAAUUCGUUAUGGUGUGCGUGUGUUAGUAACGCAUUUAAUCCACGCGGAAAUUCUUGUCCCGACCCUGGAACACCAGACAACGGAAGACGAGGAGAGAAAAUAACCGUGUUUCAUACUGGCCAAACAGUCAGCUAUUUCUGCCAUUCUACUUAUCAAUUGGUCGGACCACAGAUUAGAUUGUGCCAGGCUAACGGAUCUUGGACUGGUUAUAAACCUUCCUGUGAAAAAUACAUGUGCGAUAAUCUGGACGCUCUUCCUCCAAUGCAUGGUAAGAGAAUCGGUAAAAAUUUCACAAUUGGAAACAAAUUGGAAUUCAAAUGUUACUCGCAUUAUAAGCUGAUUGGUGAAAAUGUAAUUACGUGUCUUCCUGAUGGCAAAUGGUCAGCAAGACCACCGAAAUGCGAACAUCUUUGUGAUCCUAAUCAAAUGUCUUGUGAUGAAGGCAUGAUAUGUAAAAUGCGAAAUCUUAGGCCAACAUGCGUAUGUCGUUCUAACAUGGAAUGUUCAUCAAGAUGGGACCCUGUAUGUGGAAAUGAUGGAAUAUCUUAUAACAACAAAUGCAUUAUGAAUGCCACUGCUUGUAGACUUCGAAAGGAUAUAAGAAUUGUCCAUGAUGAUAGAUGCCUUCCAGGGGACAGAUGUAGUAUUUUUCCAACCAGCAACUGUCGAGCUGCGUUUAAUGUAUUUUUCUACAACGUUACUGCUCGGUCAUGUCAACGUGUCAUUGUUGGUGGAUGUCAUCCUAGUGGAUGGAAUGGAUUCUUUUAUAAGAAUGACUGCAAAAACUUCUGUGAGAGAGAUGUUUGUGCCCUCAAUCCAGAAAAAGGAGCAUGUAAUAGUAUGACAACAAGAUGGUAUUAUGAUCUUCGUCUAAAAAAAUGUAAAACGUUCAAGUAUGGAGGAUGUUUUGGUAAUCCGAAUAACUUCCGCACGAUGGAUGAUUGUAUGAUGAGGUGUGGUGUUUAAAUUAAGAUGAGAAGAAAUUACCUAUUAUCAUGAUGGAAACAAACAACAGGCGGUCGCUAUUUGAAUAAUCAGAAUCGGAGCACUUGGGCGAUUAUUAUUAUUGUAUUUUUUACAUAUAUUGUGUUGCAUUAAUAAAAUUUAUCAGUUUAUGUUUA